Molecule: messenger RNA, 654 nt
Organism: Triticum turgidum subsp. durum (durum wheat)
Lineage: Eukaryota; Viridiplantae; Streptophyta; Magnoliopsida; Poales; Poaceae
Source: the annotation of a GenBank genome assembly
AUGGACCUCAGUGCCCUCAGCAGCGACUACUCGUCAGGGACGCCGUCCCCGGUGGGCGCGGACGGCGGCAACAGCGAGGGCUUCUCGGCGUACAUGACGGUGUCUUCGGCGCCGCCGAAGCGCCGCGCCGGGCGGACCAAGUUCAAGGAGACGCGGCACCCGGUCUACAAGGGCGUGCGCCGGAGGAACCCCGGGAGGUGGGUCUGCGAGGUGCGGGAGCCGCACAGCAAGCAGAGGAUAUGGCUCGGCACGUUCGAGACCGCGGAGAUGGCGGCGCGCGCUCACGACGUGGCCGCGCUGGCGCUGCGCGGCCGCGCCGCCUGCCUCAACUUCGCCGACUCGCCUCGGCGGCUCCGGGUCCCGCCCGUGGGUGCUAGCCCUGAUGAGAUACGGCGGGCGGCGGUGGAGGCGGCUGAGGCAUUCCUGCCGGCACCCGACCAGAGCAAUGCGGCCGCCGAGGAGGUAGCAGUUGCACCAACGGAGCAGUUCGCCGGUGAUCCGUACUAUGGGAUGGACGAUGGGAUGGACUUCGGGAUGCAGGGCUACCUCGACAUGGCGCAGGGGAUGCUCAUUGCCCCUCCUCCGAUGGCAGGCCCUUCAGCGACUGUCGGAGACGGCGACGAUGACGGCGAGGUCAGCUUGUGGAGCUACUGA